Molecule: messenger RNA, 693 nt
Organism: Drosophila mauritiana
Lineage: Eukaryota; Metazoa; Arthropoda; Insecta; Diptera; Drosophilidae
Exons: 3
Coding region: 128-601 (157 amino acids)
Source: RefSeq, a predicted model, not a curated record
GCGCAAUCACACUGCCCUAGUUGUUGACCAAUAAAAUUCGUGGGUUAAAAAUCGUGCCGGUCACAAGUAAAAAGCAAAACAAUAGGAAGUACGAGUAAACAAGAGGCAGAUACACCAAACAUUCGAAAUGGCCAGCAGUUCGAGCAAGAACAAGACCCUGCAGCUGAUAAGGUGCUUCUGCGGAUGCAGUAACAUGACUGUCGCCGAGGUGCGGAGGAUCUACGUUCUGUCGAACAGUGUGCACGAGACGCUGCUGGAUGCGGAGGCCACCAGACUGCUGCGCAAGUUCAUGGAGACGAGGCGGUCCGGCGACAAGGACGAGGCCGAGCAGUACUUGGACAUUUACGAGAAGUGCGCCGAGUUUCUGGCGGAGCAUCAGCGCACCUUCACCCAGGACGAGGUGGACGAACUGGUCGAUCUGGGCCUGCCCUACGACCUGGAGCAGGAUCUCUCCAGGCGCAUGCUCAGCGCCGAUCGCACGGACAUCAGCAGCGGGCUCUAUCGCAUCCAGAGCAAGUGUCGCAACGAAAUCGAGGGCAGCAGCGAUUUUCGAGACUUCAGGGACGCCAUCGCUGAUAAGAUGCGUCGGGUGCCAAAAUGAUAUAGUCGGUGCAAAUCGAUGUUUUUGUGUGCACUGUGCAACGCCUACCAAAGUCACAUGGUUACCUUUGGAGCACCGUACUUGACCCAGCU